AUGACGGGCCGCGAGGAGCUCUCAGAGGGCAAAGCCGAGGGGAACGCGCUGGCGCCCAGCAGCGCCCGUGGCCACGAGAAGGCGCGCCUGGGGAGCCCGGCCGGGGCCAGCGGCGGCUUGCGCUCCAAGGGCUUCGCCAUCACCGACCUCCUGGGCUUGGAGGUGGAGCUGCAGCCGCCAGUCGGCUCUGGCUGCGAAGGCGGCGGGCCAGCAGCGGGGCGAGGAGGAGGAGGAGGAGGAGGAGGAGGAGGAGGCGCUCCCUUGCCGCUGGGCUUGGGCUUCCUGUGCGGCUUUGCCGCCCAGCAGCCCGCGGGGACGCCUUGCCUCCUGCCGACGCACCUCCCCUUCCUCCAGCCCCGCUCGGAGCACCAGCAUCAGCACCCCCGGUACGGGCCGGAAGCCGAGAAGCCCAAGUUGACCGUCUCCGAUGAAGACAGUUUAUCAGGAGACAAGAACAACCUGAAGACACCUGACUCUCAGAUCAGGAGAAAGAAACGGCGGCACAGGACCGUGUUUACUGCCCAUCAGCUGGAGGAACUGGAAAAGGCUUUUAAUGAAGCUCAUUACCCUGAUGUAUAUUCCAGAGAAAUGUUAGCUAUGAAAACUGAACUGCCUGAGGAUAGAAUACAGGUUUGGUUUCAAAACCGAAGAGCCAAGUGGCGGAAGCGUGAGAAAUGCUGGGGCCGCAGUAGCGUGAUGGCUGAAUAUGGUCUCUAUGGCGCCAUGGUGAGGCACUCCAUCCCACUACCAGAAUCCAUUAUCAAUUCUGCCAAAAGUGGAAUGGUUGGUUCCUGUGCCCCUUGGCUGUUGGGAAUGCAUAAAAAAUCUGUAAAUAUUACAAGGAAGCCUGAAAACGAGGAAAAGGGAAAUGGCAGCUGGAAAUCUGAACAUCCUGAGGAGGAAUUAAAAAUUAAGCAGAUAGAAUCUGAGCGAAACCCCUCUAAUAAAUUAAUCUCAACGGACAGUUCAGAAGAUAUCGCAAUUGAUCUCUCUAGCACAACAAAGCAGGAGAGGAAGAGCAGCAAUCUGAGUCUUGGUGCAGGCCCACAGCCCAAAAUGAAAGAUGCUGAACACUAA
Messenger RNA from Python bivittatus (Burmese python), 1077 nucleotides. It is a transcript of the gene VSX1, whose product is annotated as visual system homeobox 1. Gene Ontology annotation, molecular function: transcription cis-regulatory region binding; DNA-binding transcription factor activity, RNA polymerase II-specific. The record is from RefSeq and is a predicted model, not a curated record. Gene Ontology annotation, cellular component: nucleus. Gene Ontology annotation, biological process: regulation of DNA-templated transcription; neuron development. Lineage: Eukaryota; Metazoa; Chordata; Lepidosauria; Squamata; Pythonidae.